This is a messenger RNA of Spinacia oleracea (spinach), 1507 nucleotides long. RefSeq lists its product as uncharacterized. The record is from RefSeq and is a predicted model, not a curated record. Lineage: Eukaryota; Viridiplantae; Streptophyta; Magnoliopsida; Caryophyllales; Amaranthaceae. The transcript has 3 exons. The coding region runs from base 932 to 1507 and encodes 191 amino acids.
GAGAAAUGGAAGUGAAGGAAGAAGAAAAACCUGUGAUUGAUCCCAAACAAAAGCCCCAUGAACACAAACUGAAUGUGAGGCAAACUGCGCGAAUGCUGAUGCGCUUUUUGAAGGGAAUUUCAUCUGAUAAACCUAUUAAUAGGGCAAAGCAACAAGCUAUCACAGAGUUAGGGUUCGGGUCUUUUCUAAACCUUGACAUACCACCAAAUGUAAAUCCAUUCCCGUACGAGGUUCUUUCCCAUUUCAACUCUUCAACCCGGGCCCUAGAUUUACAAAAAUCUUCCUUGCAUAUUACAAUAGGGGACAUAUAACUUGUGUAUGGUAUCCCUAUUGGAGGAGACCAGGUGAUUGAAUUGACAGAUGAAACAGAUCCAGCGGUGAAAAAAGUAUUUUCAGAUUUUUGGAAAUAUUGGGACGUGCAAUCUGGAUGCCCAAAGUUGGUGAAAAUGAUAGAAACAUUGAUCAAAGAAACCACCAAAGUUGAUGAUAACUGGAAGAGAUCUUUCCUCGUGGUUGUUGUUAACACAAUGAUCAAAUCCACUACCAACAUUUCGAACAAGAAGAACCACCACAAGAAGAACAAGAACCAGAACAACCACAACCACCACCACCACAACAGGAAGAACCACAACCACCACCACCAGAACAAGAAGAAGUACCACCACCACCACAACAAGAACAAGAACAACCACAACCACCACCAACAGAACAAGAACAAGUACCACCACCACCACCACCACUACAACAAAAACAACAACAGCAGCAAAAACAACAACAGGCACAUCAAAGUUCACCGGUGACUGAACUCGGUGAAGAUCAGGAGAUACCAGAGCAACAAACACACUCCAAACCCGAGGAAGUCAAACUACCCUCGACAGUUGAGGAGUUUCAUCAGGAGUUCUUGAAGACCACAGCUGAAUUAAGUGGUGUGAUGAACAAAUUCAACAACCUCUUGUCGUUGUCGAAGAAGUUCUUUGACACGACUGUUGAUGUAAAAGAAACAAUGUCAUUUAAUAUGGCAGAGAUGUGGUCCAAGUGUUCAGAAACACAACUUCCAACUGUGUUUGAUAACGCCAAGAAUGCAUCGAAUGAGGAGAGAAAAGAUUCACAGGAGAUGGGUUCCAUUCUGAGUCAAGACAAAGAGUUUUUCAGCUCGGACUACUUCUCCAUUUUAUUUGAUGAUGUAGUCAAGAAAGCGACUAGAGGGAAGAAAAAAGAAACUGUUAUGGAAAAAGAAACAGAGGAACCUAUGUCAGAGGAGCCUCUAUCAGAGGAAAGUCUACCAGAAUUACCUCCAUUUCUCACACCUCCCACUAUGGACUCUGAAAAUGAUGGGGUUAAUGAUUUGACUUUGAAGCUUGGACUACCGUCCAUUUCAGAAAUUACCCCUACACAUGACUAUGAAGAGGAGAUGAGGAUCCAAGCACUCUUGAUGAACAACUCUUUAACAGAACGUGACCUUCAAACGAUUUCAGGGGAGAAGGAAGAUUAUUCAGAAAAAGAAUAG